Cheilinus undulatus (humphead wrasse) is the source of this 2805-nucleotide messenger RNA. Its product is annotated as NACHT, LRR and PYD domains-containing protein 14-like. The annotation marks the transcript as partial. The record is from RefSeq and is a predicted model, not a curated record. The transcript has 11 exons. NCBI's taxonomy places the organism in Eukaryota, Metazoa, Chordata, Actinopteri, Labriformes, Labridae. Gene Ontology annotation, molecular function: protein binding.
CCUCCAGACUUCAGUAAUGAUUCAGGACCCUCAGAUUUCCAAAUAAUAAAGAGACCUGUUUGUGUGGAGGAACGAUCCGGAACACCACGACUGCAGAUAUCCAGUCAGUCCAGAAGUGUAACAGCAGAUGGAGGUCUACAGGAGGUUCUAGAUGAACACAGGAUCAGUCUGAGGGAGAGAUGUGAACAUGUGACUGAAGGAACUGAUGGAGCAGGAAGUAGAACCCUCCUGAACAGGAUCUACACUGAGCUCUACAUCACAGAGGGACAGAGUGAAGAGGUGAACAGCCAACAUGAGGUGAGACAGCUUGAGACAGCUUCCAAGAUGGAGAGCCUCCAUGAGACUCCAAUCAAGUGUCAGGACAUCUUUAAAGCCUUACCUGGCCAACAGAAAGCCAUCAGAGUGGUUCUGACCAACGGUGUGGCUGGUGUUGGAAAAACCUUCUCUGUGCAGAAGUUCACUCUGGACUGGGCAGACGGCUCAGAAAACCAGGACGUCAGUCUGCUGGUUCUGCUUUCAUUCAGGGAGCUGAACUUGAUCAGAGAUGAGCGCUACAGUCUUCUGGAGCUGCUCCGUGUAUUUCAUCCAACAUUCCAGAAGGUCAGAGCGGAGACGCUGGCUGUCUGUAAACUUUUGUUCAUCUUUGACGGCCUGGAUGAAAGCAGACUGUCGAUGGAUUUCAACAUCAGUGAGGCUGUGUCUGAUGUGUCAGAGGAGUCAUCGUUAAACGUGCUGCUGACAAACCUCAUCAAGGGGAAUCUGCUUCCCUUAGCUCUCAUCUGGAUAACGUCUCGACCUGCAGCAGCCAAUCAGAUCCCUCCUUCAUGUGUGGACAGGGUAACAGAGGUCCGAGGCUUCACUGACGCCCAGAAGGAGAAGUACUUCAGGAGGAGGUUCAGUGAUGAAGAUGUGUCCAGCAGAAUCAUCUCCCACAUCAAGACAUCCAGGAGCCUCCACAUCAUGUGUCUGAUCCCAGUCUUCUGCUGGAUCACUGCUACAGUUCUGGAGCACAUGAUGAGCACGAAGCAGAGAGGAGAGCUGCCCAAGACCCUGACUGACAUGUACUCACACUUCCUGUUGGUUCAGACCAAGAGGAAGACGAACAAGUAUGAUGAGGGAUCUCAGAUGAGUCCUGAGGAACUCAGCAGAUCUGACAGGGAAGUUCUUCUGAAGCUGGGGAGGCUGGCAUUUGAACAUCUGGAGAACGGAAACAUCAUGUUCUACCAAGAAGACCUGGAGCGCUGUGGUCUGGAUGUCACAGAGGCCUCUGUGUACUCAGGAGUUUGUACUGAGAUCUUUAAAAGAGAGAGUGUGAUCUUCCAGCAAACAGUCUACUGCUUUGUUCAUCUGAGUGUUCAGGAGUUUCUGGCUGCAGUCCACAUGUACCACUGUUUCACCAACGGGAGCACAGAUGUCAUUGAGGCAUUCUUAGAAGACAUCAGACACAAAAAAUCAUCUAGUAAGUCUCUGUAUGACUUCCUGAAGCAUGCCAUGGAGAAAUCCCUGAAAUGUCCAAAUGGACACCUGGACCUGUUUGUUCGCUUCCUUCACGGCCUCUCUCUGGAGUCCAACCAGAGACUCUUAGGAGGUCUGCUGGGUCAGACAGACAACAGUCCAGAAAUGAUCCAGAGAGUCAUCAAGAACCUGAAGGAGAUGAACAGUGAUGGUGUCUCUCCUGACAGAAGCAUCAACAUCUUCCACUGUCUGAUGGAGAUGAAGGACCUCUCAGUACAUCAGGACAUCCAAAAGUUCUUGAAGUCAGAGAGCAGAUUAGGGGAGAAACUCUCUGAGAUCCAGUGCUCUGCUCUGGCCUACAUGCUGCAGAUGUCAGAGGUUCUGGAUGAGUUCUAUCUGAGCCAGUACAACACAUCAGACCAGGGACGACUGAGACUGAUUCCAGCUGUGAGGAACUGCAGGAAGGCUUGGUUGUCAUACUGUGGUUUGUCAGAGAUCAGCUGUUCUUCUCUGGCCUCAGCUUUAAUGUCCAACCCCUCACAUCUGAGAGUGCUGGACCUGAGGAACAACAACAACCUGCGGGAUUCAGGAGUGGAGCUUCUUUCUGCUGGACUGAAGAGUCCAAACUGUCGACUGAGGACUCUGAUGUUGAUCAGCUGUGGUUUGUCAAAGAUCAGCUGUUCUUCUCUGGCCUCAGCUUUGAAGGGCAACCCCUCACAUCUGAGAGAGCUGAACCUGACGAAGUCCAUCACCCUGCAGGAUUCAGGAGUGGAGCUUCUUUCUGCUGGACUGAAGAGUCCAAACUGUCGACUGGAGACUCUGAGGUUGGAAGGCUGUGGUUUGUCGGAGAUCAGCUGUUCUUCUCUUGCCUCAGCUUUAAACUGCAACCUCUCACAUCUGAGAGCGCUGAACCUGAGUUACAACAGGCUGCAGGAUUCAGGAGUGGAGCUUCUUUCUGCUGGACUGAAGAGUCCAAACUGUCUUCUGGAGACUCUGAGGUUAAUAGACUGUGGUUUGUCAGAGAUCAGCUGUUCUUCUCUGGCCUCAGCUUUAAUGUUCAACCCCUCACAUCUGAGAAAGCUGGACCUGAGUUACAACAAGCUGCAGGAUUCAGGAGUGGAGCUUCUUUCUGCUGGACUGAAGAGUCCAAACUGUCGACUGGAGACUCUGGAGUUGAUCAACUGUGGUUUGUCAGAGAUCAGCUGUUCUUCUCUGGCUUCAGCUUUAAUGUUCAACCCCUCACAUCUGAGAGAGCUGUGGCUGACCAAUAACAACCUGCAGGAUUCAGGUGUGAAGCCACUGUCUGAUCUUCAGAAGGAUCGAGACUACAGACUGGAGUUUCUGAUGUAA